AUGAGUUUGAAUGAGCUGAAGUCAAAGGACUUAAAGUCCGAAGCAGAACCCAAAAAAAGAAAGCCUUUGUCAAGACUUCCUGUUGGAGGCCCGGACUACUCUAAGCAAACACUGAAAAGGAACCCCAUUGAGUUUUUGACAUGGAAGUCUGUUGUUGUGUUUGUCAUAUUUGGGUCUGCCCUCACUUAUGUGUUCACUAAUGAGAAAGAAAAGCUCAAGCUAAGAAGGGAAGCCGAACAAAACCGGGGAAUGGGUAAACCCUUAAUCGGUGGGCCAUUCAAUCUGAUUGAUACAGAAGGAAAGCCAUUUACACAGGAAAAUCUGAAAGGUCGGUUUUCGAUUAUCUACUUCGGAUUCACAAAUUGUCCUGAUAUCUGUCCUGACGAACUAGACAAAUUGGGCUUGAUUUUGGACGGACUCAAAUCAAAGUACAACAUCGAGCUUCAGCCAAUCUUUAUUACCUGCGAUCCAGCAAGAGAUUCACCACAGGUUAUCAAAGAAUAUUUGAAGGACUUCCACCCAUCGAUUAUUGGGUUGACUGGAGACUACGAUGAAAUCAAGAAAUGCUGUAAGAACUACAGGGUGUACUUUUCGACUCCGCGCAACGUCAAGCCAGGUCAAGACUACUUGGUUGAUCACUCUAUCUUCUUCUAUUUAAUGGAUCCUGAAGGUGAAUUCAUCGAUGUCUUGGGUCGCCAAUACGAUGCUGAGCAGGCAAUAGACAAAAUCAAGUCCAACGUAUCUGUCUACCAGCCUCGAGCAGAAAGAGAAAAGGCCAAGGCAGGGUGGUUGGGAUUCCUGUACAAAUAA
Ogataea haglerorum is the source of this 810-nucleotide messenger RNA. RefSeq lists its product as uncharacterized. Gene Ontology annotation, molecular function: copper ion binding; copper chaperone activity. Gene Ontology annotation, biological process: mitochondrial respiratory chain complex IV assembly; intracellular copper ion homeostasis. The transcript has a single exon. The record is from RefSeq and is a predicted model, not a curated record. Lineage: Eukaryota; Fungi; Ascomycota; Pichiomycetes; Pichiales; Pichiaceae. Gene Ontology annotation, cellular component: mitochondrial inner membrane. Bases 1 to 810 code for a protein of 269 amino acids.